Messenger RNA from Euleptes europaea (tarantolino), 655 nucleotides. RefSeq names its product PAXX non-homologous end joining factor (gene PAXX). The transcript is spliced from 7 exons. Gene Ontology annotation, molecular function: molecular adaptor activity. Lineage: Eukaryota; Metazoa; Chordata; Lepidosauria; Squamata; Sphaerodactylidae. The record is from RefSeq and is a predicted model, not a curated record. Gene Ontology annotation, biological process: double-strand break repair via nonhomologous end joining. Gene Ontology annotation, cellular component: site of double-strand break; nucleus; nonhomologous end joining complex. Bases 1 to 621 code for a protein of 206 amino acids.
AUGGCUCUGCCCGGGAACGUCCGGAUCGUGCAGCACGAUGGACAGCGGUUCCUCUGCUUUUGCAGCGAAGACGCCGUCCCCAGGCUCCAUGUCACAAAUGCUUGCGAGUUCUGGAGCUGCGAUGGUGCUUUGGACAAGCUGGACAGACAGGUGGUAUCUCAGGAUGGGCAGAAAAUUUCUAUUGAUGACAGCAUUGCUAAACUCAGAGAAGCCUUUGAGUAUCAGACUCCUGCGCUGACCAUACAUGACAGCAAGGCCAUCUUGCGGUUCCAAGACAGCAGAGAAACUUUGACCUUUGACUUGUUCAAAGUGCCCCUCUCUGAAGCGAGGAAACUAGCCCAGGAUCUGGUUUUUGACUUGGUGGAACGGGUGCAGAAGCUGGAAAAACAUCUCAAAGAGUAUGCCCUUGCUGGUGCUGGUCCUUUGCCCCUUGGUAGCCCUGAGAAGAACACACUGAAAAGCCAGUCUCUCUUUGCUCCAGAACCGAGUCCCUCCAAAGGCUGGGGUGGAGCUGGCGCAAGGCAGAUGGCAAAUAAAAAGAGGAGGCCUGGAGAGUCCCUCAUUAAUCCUGGAUUCAAAAGUAAAAAGAUGCCUACCGGGGUAGAUUUUGAAGAGGUCUGAGUGUGCCCUGCAUCAGCCAAGGCAAACGCGCAAG